Molecule: messenger RNA, 5759 nt
Organism: Macadamia integrifolia
Lineage: Eukaryota; Viridiplantae; Streptophyta; Magnoliopsida; Proteales; Proteaceae
Product: protein ESSENTIAL FOR POTEXVIRUS ACCUMULATION 1-like
Exons: 12
Coding region: 339-5429 (1696 amino acids)
Molecular function (GO): protein binding
Source: RefSeq, a predicted model, not a curated record
GAUACUCCAUUUCGCUGUUCUGAGUUUCUGACAGCCCAAACCCUCACCCUUUUGUUCCUCUCUUCAUGCUCUCUCGAGUCUCGCCUUCGUACCUCUCCCCAAUUCCUAUCUGUCCAUGAACGUUCCGAAGCCCUAGUACCCUUCGAAUCGUGAAAAACCUCCAUUUUUUAUCUCUCCGACCAUUCCGUGUCCUGUGAAACUGUAUUUUUGAGUUCUUUAAUCCCGUCGGGUUCUGUUUCCUAUCGCGUUCGUUGUAUCCCUGUGUUUCCUUCUAUUAUAUUCGAAUCUUACUCCCAUUUCGAUCUUCUUUCUUUGAUUUCUGACUUUUAUCUGUAGCGAUGGCCGGAGGCAGGGUUGAUCUACCGGAGGAUCUUCUCUCCUUGAAAACGGGUGAUGAGCCGUGGAACAGUAAAGAGGAAGUUUCAUUAGGGAAUGAUGAGGGAAAGAUGCUUAUGGGGUUUCUUGAUGAGUCAAAAGAUCAAGCAACAUCGGAGAGCACAAUACCUUUGUCUCCCCAAUGGCUCUAUUCGAAACCAAGCGAGGUUAAAUCAGGGCUUUCUGGUGCAUCAGGGGAUGCACGGGCACAAAUUUCUGUGCCUCAUGGAAGCUGCACUGAUCCAGUUCAGAAAGAGGGUUGGCGUUUAGAUGGAUCUCAGGAAAAAAAAGAUUGGAGGAGGGCUGCAACUGAUAUUGAAAGCACUCGCCGUUGGCGCGAGGAGGAGAGAGAAACUGGGUUACUAGGUAGAAGAGAACGCCGAAAAGAUGAUCGUCGUGUGGACAAUGUUUCAGUCCGUGAAGAGUCUAGAAAUUUGCCUUCCUCUGAUCGGUGGCAUGAUGUAAAUAAUCGUAGUUCUGGGCAUGAAACACGACGUGACAACAAAUGGUCAUCAAGGUGGGGUCCAGAAGACAAAGAGAAGGAAUCUCGAGCUGACAAGAAGAUCGAAGUUGACAAAGAAGAUACUCAUAUUGAAAAGCAAUCUUUUGUUGGCAGCAAUCGUGCAGCUUCUGAGCGUGAAACUGAUUCUCGUGAUAAAUGGAGGCCACGACACCGGCUAGAAGUUCAUUCUGGUGGCUCAACUGUGUACCGUGCUGCACCAGGAUUUGGGCUGGAGAGAGGACGAGUGGAAGGUUCCAAUGUGGGAUUUGCUCCAGGACGAGGGAGGGCAAACAUCAUAGGAAAUCUUUCACUUCAUAGGCCUCCCUCUGCUGGUCCUAUUGGUGCUCCUUUAGAUAAGAAUGGAAAUAUAUGUGGGAGAUCUGGCCUCUCGGCAUAUAUGUUUUGUUAUCCGAGGGGAAAGCUUCUUGACAUUUACCGUAAGCAAAAGCUAGUUUCAUCCUUUGCUGCACGACCUGAUGGGUUGGAAGAAGUACUCGCAAUAACUCAGGAAAGCCCUGUUGAGCCAUUGGCCUUUGUUGCACCUGAUGGGGAAGAAGAGGCUGUCCUUAAUGAGAUUUGGAAAGGAAAAAUCACCAGCGGUGGAGUUGUAUAUAAUUCAUCUCGAGACAAGAUAGGAAGAUCUAAUGAAAAUUUGGCAGGUCCUGGACUCCUUGCAUCUACUGAGAGCAAGCAACAAGGAAAAGUGCCUCAUAUUCAUGCUGAUGGUACCAAUGAAUGCAUUGCAACUGCUGCAAUCAAUGAUGCCCGUCAGGGAACUGAUGUUGGCUCCUUUGAUGGUCAUGCUCCACAAAUUUCUGUUUUUGAUGAAAGAGACCUUUGUCUGGAGAAAGGUGAAAAUGAUGUUCUGGAUGGGAAGGGUUGGUCACAACCUGAUCGCUUGCCUGUUGCAGUUUCAAGGAUUAAUGAUGUUUUCACUGCCGGAGGUUUUGGUGGUGCUCAUAUUGACUCCAAAAGUGGAGGUGAAAAUCGGCUAUCAGAGGAUUCAGAUUUCCCCAAGUACCCUAGUUCAGGAGGCAGCAUGUCUGCUACUAGUUUUGAUAUCGGUAGCAAGCUUCCUGAUGAUUCAAGUUCUCUAUUUGAUCUGUCUUCUGUCCCGCUGGCUUCUAGUAGUCAGAAACAGUAUUUGAAGAGCAAUGGUAUUGAAAACCUAACCCCUCCUGAAGAAUUAAGUUUGUACUACUGUGAUCCUCAAGGAGAGAUCCAAGGACCAUUUCUUGGUGUUGACAUCAUUUCUUGGUUUGAGCAAGGCUUUUUUGGGACAGACUUACCUGUCUGUCUGUCAGAUUCUCCUGAAGGAGCACCUUUUCAAGAACUUGGGGAUGUCAUGCCACAUUUGAAGACCAAAGUUGGGUCCUUUUCCAGUUCCGAUGUGGCUAUUCAGCUUGAGCCUUCUGAUGCUAUUGAGAGCAGUGUGAGCUCUGUUAUAGCUGCUCCUGUUCCUGCAUCUGUUCCUGCACCCCCUGCUGCUCCUGCCUCUGCCCCUGCUUUGGUAGCUUCAGCUGGCAUUGAUGACCAGCGCUGGAUGUCUUCUGAAUUUGAAGGUCUUAAUGGUCACCAGAUUCAUUCGAUUAUGUCUAAACGUGAUAAUCCAAUGGAUCCUCAUAAUUCUGAAACGCCUAGCUUUCAUGAUUUUGUUGCACAAGAUGAGGAAGUAGUGUUUCCCGGGAGGCCCGGAAGCAGUAGUGGAAAUCCUAUUGCAAAACCUUCUGCUAACAUUCGUGAUACAUUGCCAAAUACUUCCAGCCAUCCUUUUCUUUCAAAUGAAUUGGUGCAAGAUACAAUGCCAAUUCACCAGGAUAGUACAUUGCAUCCUUUUGGCUUGUUGUGGUCUGAGCUCGAGGGCAAUCAUCUGAGGCGUACACAAUCAUCGAUUAUGUCUUCUAGUGGUAGUGACCAGAGCCAGCUUCUGAAUCCUCUUGGUGGAAGAGAUGCACCUUUUGUGAGUAAUAAGCAGAGUUCAUUUGGUGCAGUGGUUGAUUCCCCCCUUGUUGGGGACACAUGGACUGAUGGCUAUAGAAGAAAUACACUUUCAAACACCAAUAUACAUAACCUAUCACAUCUAGAACAAGAAUCCAAUCGCUUCGAUCUAGCUGAGCACUUAAUUUCACAACAGUUACAAAAGCAACCGCUUCAGCCGCAAAAUCUACUGUCUCAUCCUGCACUACAUUUGAAUGAGUCAGUUCUAGAGCAAGUACCAGGUUCUGGUCUAUCUCAGAGCAGGAAUCCUGUUCAUCACCAACAGUCGGCAAUGCCUGAUUUGGAACAUUUUUUUAAGCUUCAACUUCAGCAGCAGCAGUUGCAGCAGCAGCAGCAGCAGCAGCAUCAGCAGUUGCAACAGCAGCAGCAGUUGCAGUUGCAGCAGCAGAAGAUGCAACAGCAAAAGCAGCUUCAUCACCAACAAAUGCAAUUGCAGCAGCAACAGUCUCAAGCUCGAAAGUUGCUUCUUGAACAGUUGUUGCAUCAUCAAAUGCAUGAUCCAGGUUUUGCGCAGUCACGUGUGGAUCCUGUCAGAGGUAACAACAUGCUCGAUCAGGAUUUGUUCAGGCAGCACCUUUUACAUGACAUGCAACAACGUUCCCAUCCUCUUCCCAGGCAUCCGGAUCUAUCUCUUGAGCAGCUCAUCCAAACGAAAUUUGGCCAGAGCCAACAGAGAGAACAUAAUGAUCUACUGGAGCUUCUAUCACGUGCGAAGCAUGGGCAAAUGCUUUCUUUGGAACAACAGCUGCUUCUUCACCAAGAGCAACUGCAGGCAAGACAGUUCUCUAUGGCAUCAAGGCAGCAUACUGGGAUGGAAGAAGAGAGGCGCAUUGGUGGGGUCUGGUCCGUUGAUGAAACUGGUCAUUUUGUUAGAAACACCCCCAGUCCUCACGAGCCUCAUUCUGCAGGUUUUGGUCCCUUGGAUUUUUACCAACGACAGCAGAGGUCUUCCUCAUUUGAGGAGCAACUAGGCCAUCUUGAACGGAAUCAUGGAGUACAGGAAAGAAUACAGCGGGGGUUUUAUGAACCCAGCUCUCUGCCAUUUGAGAGGUCCUCUCUGCCUUCUGGGACUCCUGGAAUGAACCUGGAUGUUGUUAAUGCUUUGGCUCGUGCUCAAGGUGUAGACUUACAGGAACGACUUAGCUAUAUGCACCCAGGCAAUCAAGUGAGUUCAUUUUCUUCUGGUGUUCACCCUCAUCACCAAAAGGUUGCGAACCAGUUUCAUGCUUCACCUUCAGAUGUGAUAGAGAGCCGCUGGUCUGAGGGCAAUGAGCAGGCAGCACAUAGCUGGAUAGGGGCCAGGAUUCAACAAUUGCAUCUUGAAGCACAGCAUAAAAAAAGAGAAUCAGAAUUUAAUACUACUUCUGAAGACCUUGGUUCAUGGGCAUCAGCUGAAGUAAAUGAUAACAAUUCAAAUCAGUUGCUGUUGGAUCUGCAUCAGAAGCUAGGUCUUCAUUCUACCCAGUCAGUAGAAAUGGGUGAUGGUGUUCCUACAGCACUUGAAAGGAGAGAACCCUCCUGGCUGUUUUCUAACACAUGCUCUUUGGAUAAUCCAUUCAAUUUCCUUACAGAGCCACAGCCUAGUCUUAGCAGUUCUUUUGUGGAGGGGCCUCAUGGCUCUAAUUCAGUGCAGGAUCGGUUGGUAGAUGUGGGUAUUGAUGACCAGUCUCGUGGUCGGGAAAGCAGUGAAAGAUUGUCCAUCAGAUCUAAUUCUGGAGCCUUAAUUGAAGAUGAACAUCUUCUUUCUGGCUUGAAUGAGAGUUCUCAGUCCUACCUGGACUCUACUGUGGCUGGUAAAUCAUCUGUGGAUAGGGACUUAUCAGAAACCAAGGAUGGGAAAAAGGGGAAGAAGCGCUUGUCCAAAAGUAAGGUUGCAACUAACAAGUUGGCCUCAGAGGUUCAAGAAAGCAUGGCUGAGCAAGGAGUGGCUUCAGUAGAUCAUGCAGAUAUGCCAAUGAACCCCCCUAUUAGGCAGACUUUACUUGGUAGUGCUGGUGGAAAUGUGGGGCACUACAACUAUGAGAUGGGGCUGGAUAGCACUUGUGGUGAAGAGAUGGCUAAGGACAGGGUAUCAUCCAUGCUAUCAAGAGGGAUGGAUAACUCGUUGCCAAAACAUCCACCUGUCUCGCGUGUUCUAUCAUCCCAUGAAGCAUUGUCGGAGCUAGCCUCCGCCCCCUCCAUUAAGGGGAAAAAUCUGAUGAAUACUGCUCUGCCUGAUGAAGGGAGACGAGAAUCUGGAGGGAAUCUAGGAAGCCAGGUUUCUGAAACUGCUUCGGGUAAGACAGAUGUACGAUUUCGGCGGACUUCAUCUUGUAGUGAUGCUGAUGUGUCGGAUACCUCAUUUAUAGACAUGCUAAAAAGCACUGUUAAGAAGCCAGCGCUGACAGAGGCCGAUACCAUGGCUGGAUCUUCAGAGUCAUCUGAUAAUACACAAGGGAGCCGGAGUGGUAAAAAGAAAGGGAAGAAAGGGAGGCAAAUUGAUCCUACUCUCCUUGGUUUUAAAGUCUCCAGCAAUCGAAUCAUGAUGGGCGAGAUUCAACGCCUUGAAGAUUAACCAGUCACUGGGUUGCUCUUACCUUAUUUUUUUUUUUCAACCCUUCAAAUUGUACAUGUUUGCAUCUUUUGUAAAGCAUUGUAUGGUGUUUGCAUCUUUUGUAAAGCAUCGUAUGGUAUUUUUUUCAUUUGUUUCCUUUCUCCUUUAUCUUUCAUGUCGGGGGAUAGCCUGAUUCAAUUUUGGAAAUCAAGGGAGCCCCAUAUAAAAUUGUGACAAAUUGUAGUUUAGAGACAAGCUUUGUAUAGAUAGAUCAUAGAUGUCAAUUUUUUGUCAUAGGGGAGGUUUAGCUAAUGAAGUAAAUGAUCAUCAUAAACCCCCGGUUUUCUUUUA